Molecule: messenger RNA, 3064 nt
Organism: Salarias fasciatus (jewelled blenny)
Lineage: Eukaryota; Metazoa; Chordata; Actinopteri; Blenniiformes; Blenniidae
Gene: tcf7
Product: transcription factor 7
Exons: 13
Coding region: 297-1877 (526 amino acids)
Biological process (GO): canonical Wnt signaling pathway; regulation of transcription by RNA polymerase II
Cellular component (GO): beta-catenin-TCF complex; chromatin
Molecular function (GO): DNA-binding transcription factor activity, RNA polymerase II-specific; RNA polymerase II cis-regulatory region sequence-specific DNA binding
Source: RefSeq, a predicted model, not a curated record
UCUCCUCGCCUUGUCUUGGGCUCAAAUGAGCUGUUUGCUGUUGUAGGGAAACAUUAGUCUUGUACCGAGCAGCCAGCCGGGGGACGAAACAGCUCAACUUUUUCCUGCAUGUGCCGGGGCUUUCUGCACUUUGGAGGCGCCCCAGACUGAGGACGAGCCGACACUGCACCCCCUUCUCCUUCUUUUAUUUAUACUUUUUUCUUUUUUUUUUUUUUUUUUAAUUUUUUUUUCCUUUUAGAUUGCGGUCACUGUUUUUAAAACGCGUGUAGCCAAAGCUCGCAGGCGGGGAAGUAGACAUGCCUCAGCUCAGCAGCGGCGGCGGGGACGACCUGGGAGCGAAUGAUGAGAUGAUAUCGUUCAAAGACGAAGGGGAGCAAGAGGAGAAAAUCCAGGAGAACGCCUUCACGGAGAGAGACCUGGCCGACCUGAAGUCCUCCCUGGUGAACGAGUCGGAAAUAAAUCAAAGUCCAAACGCAGCGGCGGUCAGACGGGGACAGCAGGGCGAGCAGAGGGGCUUCCCGGACAAACACAGGGAGCAUCUCGACGCCGUGUCAAAGCAACAAGAUGGAGGCAUGUACAAGUCUUCGGCAUAUCCUGGGUAUCCGUUCCUGAUGCUGCCAGACCCCUACCUCCCCAACAGCUCGGUUUCUCCAUCUUCUAACAAAGUGUCGGUGGUGCAGCAGUCUCACGGGAUGCACCCGCUGACGUCCCUCCUGCCCUACAGCAACGACCACUUCAGCCCCAGUCCUCCUCACCUGCCCACAGACAUGAGCCAGAAAACAGGAGUUCACAGGCACCAGUCCCAGGACCUCUCAGGUUAUUACUCCCUCCCUCCAGGCGGCGUCGGCCAGAUCAGCCCCUCCAUGAGCUGGCAGGGCCAGCCCGUCUAUCCUGCCCUGUCCCCCUGUGGAUUCAGGCAGUCCUACUCCCCCAAUCUCUCCAGCGCCUCGUCCUACUCCAGGUUCCAUCACUCCCUGAUGCUCGGCCCAUCGGGCAUGCACCCCACAGGGAUCCCCCACCCAGCCAUAGUGCCCCCUACAGGCAAACAGGAGCAUGAUCAGUAUGACAGUCGCAUGUAUGUGAAGCCACAGGCAGAGGCCAAGCGGGAGAAAGAGCCCAAGAAACCGGUCAUCAAGAAACCCCUGAACGCCUUCAUGCUCUACAUGAAGGAGAUGAGGGCGAAGGUCAUCGCGGAGUGCACGUUAAAGGAGAGCGCAGCUAUCAAUCAGAUCCUGGGACGAAGGUGGCACGCCUUGACCCGGGAGGAGCAGGCCAAGUACUACGAGCUGGCCCGGAAGGAAAGACAACUGCACAUGCAGCUCUACCCGACCUGGUCCGCCAGAGACAACUACGAGGCGGGCCUUAGCGGGGUCGCAGGGGAAAAGAGUAAAGCUGAUUGGGGAAAGAAGAAGAGAAGAAAAAGGGAGAAGCAGCAGGACCCCAACACAGACCCGGGCUCUCCUAAGAAAUGCCGGGCUCGCUUCGGCCUCAACCAACAAACGGACUGGUGCGGUCCUUGCAGGAGGAAAAAGAAGUGCAUUCGCUACCUUCAAGGAGGAGGCUGUCCCAGCCCAACUUCUUCAGAUUUAAGUGCCAUAGACUCUCCCCCCUCCCCCUCCCCGGCCCGGCCCCAUCCCUACCAGCACCGCCGCCCGCCGCCCUCCCCGGGCUGCUCCCCGCCGCCCACCUCGCCCCCCGCGGGCCUCCCCCUGUCCCCGCACACGCGCUCCAUCACACGCCACCCGCCCGCCGCCAAACACGCCCACCACACACCACACUGCCCGGAACUGUCCGGCAGGCAGACGCACGGCUCCACGGCGCUGUCCGCCGCCAAGGCCGCAGGACUCUCUCUCAAAGUGCUAACAGAGACUCAGUGAUGCCCCGCCCUCCUCCUCCUCCUGAUCCUCCUCCUCCUCACCUGCCUUCAGCCUCACAGAUCACACACGCUCCCAGGAACUCGCAGUCUGACGGUGUCUGCGGCUCAGCCCAGAGACUGGAUCCUCCAAAGUCUGCAUUCCGUGUCCAGUACAGGAUCGGUCCUCUGAACCGCUCACAAUAAGACCCGUUUUAAAAAGGAAAAUUAAAAUAAAAAAAAGGAAAACUGUGGCUCUUUGGCUCCAUCUGCUGCAGACAGCUUUUCAGAAUAACUCUAAGAACUGUUUUUACCUGCUCAACUGGACUCCAGUGACAAUCAACUAUUUUGCUAAUGACUUUUUUUUUUUAAAUAAAACAAACCACUGAGAGCUGAUUUGGUAUCAGUCACAUUCAUCCAUCCAUCCAAUGGUUUUCAGAGCGUGGGUCAUCCUCCGGCUCUAUGAAAACCCCAGCAACAAAGCCAAUGUCACGCUUUCCUUUCACAUUGUUUUCAUCAUAUAACACACACACACACACACACACACACUCACAGCCUGACCAGCAGAACCUCAGAUCUAAAGAGGGCCCAGAUAUUUCAUUUUCCCCGACUUCGGUUUUCAGAUUCCCUGUGGAGCUUCCAGGAAAAAAACAAACAUUUCAACUUCAAGUUACUUCUUUUAGGCACUUUCAGGCUGUCAGUUUCUGGCUUCAAUCGUGUUUUCUCAUUUCUAGUAUUCUUUGUUUUGUAUGAAUCUCAUGUGAUUGUUUUUUUAAGUCGUGUUUUGUUGAGUAAAAUCUUUUUUUUUUUUUUUUUUUUUUUAAGUCUCUCAUCUGUUUUCAUUUGAACAUUUUUCAGCUCCGCAAACUAAUCUGAGACCAAAUGGGUACUAUUAUAUUGCAUUGUGUUGUAAAGUUUUAUAUUAUAAUUAAACUUUUAUAUGUUUUUAUGGAAAAAGAAAAAAAAAAGUUGAAUAACUAAAAAAAAAAAAGUUAGUUUUUACUGUUUUCUUACAGCAAUACAUUGUGUUUGUCCUCUUGUGCAGAGUUUUAAAGUUUGGUUCAAGUGUUUCUGCAGCAGCGUUCAAACUAUACCUGGUGUUGGCAGCCUGUGCAUGUUCCAACUGUAAUGUAACAAAAAAAAAAACAAAAGCAUAAACAAGGCUUCAAUUUCCUGUUCUGCUCUCUGCUUCAGUUUACAGUGUGGGCUGAU